Molecule: messenger RNA, 2775 nt
Organism: Cottoperca gobio
Lineage: Eukaryota; Metazoa; Chordata; Actinopteri; Perciformes; Bovichtidae
Product: lymphocyte antigen 75-like
Exons: 12
Coding region: 841-1881 (346 amino acids)
Source: RefSeq, a predicted model, not a curated record
CUGGACGAACAGCUGGACGAGCAGCUGGACCAGCAGCUGGACGAACAGCUGGACGAUCAGCUGGACCAGCAGCUGGACCAGCAGCUGGAGGAAAGUUGUGUCUAAGUUUUGUGUUUCACUGACUGCUGCUGCUGUUGUAGAAGGAAGUGGUCAUCUUCUCAGGGCGGCAACUUCAUGGCGGAGAGGAAGAGUGAGGACCAGAACAGCCCCUGUCACCGUGACAACAGAGAGCUCAUGGGAACAGGCCGGGCCAGAAGGCCUCCAGAGACUGGAAAACUGGCAUGGAGACGGUUCCUUUGUGCAUCUGGACCCACAGGAUGUAGGCGCGGUUGUGUGGUGCCUUGCUCAGAGGCACGCUGAGCGAGAUGAGAGGGCUGUGAGCGUUACCCAGGAACAUGCUGAGCAGCUCCUCGUCCUGCAGCAUGAUGGCUCCUUUCACCAGAUACUCAAAGUAGGAGUCGACCCCCGCUCCGAUACCCGCAUCCUGAGCAACCCACUUCUUGUCAAUGUGGUUCCCCACCUGGACAGAGAGACAGACAGGCAACAAUUUUCGAGCAGCGUCCUCGGCCAUCAUCAGCAGCGGUCCUGAACAGGGCCAACCGGGCUCAAGGUCCAUCCCUGCACGUCCUGCUAACAGAUCUUACCAGAAGAGUGUCGAGAGCAUCAAUGAGAUGUCUCUGUGUUACCUGACAGCAGCCAUCUCCUCCUCAGUGAACUGACGAGCCGCCGCAUCGCUCAGCAGCCAAACUGACAGGGUCACACACACGGGAGCGGGAUACAGGAAAUUGAAUAAAACACGAAGUGAAGGAAACACACGAGCACAGCCGCAACACACAUCAAAUGAACAGAGAGCAAACAACGAUGGACGUAGUUCUUCUGCUCAUCAUGGCUGCACCAGGGCUGUGUGCUGUCUCAUCACAUGCUGAACGUCAGUUCCAUUUUAUUUAUGAUCCGAAGACCAUGACUGAAGCACAAAGUUACUGCAGAGAGAAAUACACGGACCUGGUCACUGUACACAACAUGGAGGAUGUGAACACCCUGAACAACAUGGUGGAUUUAAGCAGAAUUAAAAACACACGUUACGGCCGUCACAUCUGGAUAGGUCUUUACGAUGACCUGGACAGCUGGAGGUGGUCACUGUCAGACAGAAGUUUCUACAGACCCGGAGAGACAGAGUUCAGACUGUGGGGUCCUGGACAACCAGACAACUAUUUAGGGAACCAAAACUGCACACUGAUUGAUCGUCUGGGACGAUGGAGGGACAUGAGUUGUGAAAGAUCUUAUCCGGCAAUCUGCUUAGAUGUCAGAGGACCGAAUGUGACAUUUGUCUUGAUCAACAUCCCGAUGACAUGGACUGAGGCCCAGAGCUACUGCAGAGCAAACUACACAGACCUGGCCAGUGUGAGGAACAUGGCAGAGAACCAGAAGAUACAGGAUCUGGUACCUGCUGGGGGCCUAGCCUGGAUCGGACUUUCCAGAGACUCCUGGAAGUGGUCGGAUGGAAGUGACUCCACAUUUAGCUUCUGGAAGGCUGGGCAGCCUAACAACUAUGGGAACAAUCAGGCUUGUGUGUUUGCACAAUUCAACUCCUCUGGACGAUGGUGGGACGCUCCCUGUGAGUGGCAGAUCCCGUUCAUCUGCUACAGUCCACUUCCAAAGCAAGAGUUGAAAUUGUUCAAACUGAAGGUGGAGAAAAGCUCCUCUGCGGAUCUGGACGACCCUGCUGUGCUGGAGAACAUGUUGCUGACGAUCAAACAGAAGCUGAAGGACCAGGGAUUGGAUGAGAACAUCCAAGUGAACUGGAAGAAGCAGCCUGAUGGAAAAGUCUUCUACAAGGAGAAGAAGACGAAGGAGGAGGAGAAGACGAAGGAUGAGCUUUAAUGUGGAAUCUCUGUCUGUUUUUCUUUCUUUCCUCUAAGUCGUCAUGUAACGGCUCAGAAUAGAGCUGAACAAUCAGCUGAUUAGUCGAUUAGUCACAACUAUUCUGAUUUGAUGCUUUUCUUUGUUAUAUAUGGUCAUGAACUUCAUGUCUGUGUUCUUUAGACUGUUGCAUUUAUCUGCUUGACCUGUGGGAUAUAAUGACAGGCAUCUUUACUAUGUUCUGACAUUUUAUAUGAUUAGAUUAAAUACAAUAUGAUAAGAAACUAUAAGAUAAAAUAAGAUUUCACUGAAGGCAACUCCAGUGGAAAAAUCACCAAUAAAAAAGAUGACGUUGUGAAGAAUCUUUAAAAUCUAUUUACAUGAGAAAGAUAAAUAUUUCUUAAUUUGAGAGUAAUAUUGCAUCACAAAUGUGUUGUUGUCUCGCUGUUAUGUCUCAGAAUAUCUUAAAAGUAGUUUACAGAAAGAUAAUUACAUGUAUGCUGAUUAAAACAAGACAUUUAUUAUUCAUCUGCUUUGUUUCUGGGGUUUUAUAACAGGGAACUUUUCUAUUUUCUGACAUUUUAUAGAUCAGAUAUGAUUAAAUUAAUAGGUAAGAUAAUAUUGUAAGAAUAAAAAAUAAAUACAUUUUAAAAAAUGACCUUUAAUGUUAAUUGUAUGUAUUAUUCUUAUGCUGUCACUUUGUUAGAGAUGCAAACAUGUGACUUUUCUUAAGUGACUGUAACAUCUUCUAAGAUAAAAUGCUAAAUCUCCGCUGGUUCCAGCUUCUUAAAUAUUAAGACUUGAUGCUUGUUUUGUCACAAAUGAUCAUGAACUAAAUAUCUUUUGGUUUUGAAAGUGUCUUUGGGGGAAAUGUCAUCAUGAAAUAAAAACUAUAUCCAAUAAAGUAAUGUUAUU